This is a messenger RNA of Glycine soja, 609 nucleotides long. Its product is annotated as senescence-specific cysteine protease SAG39-like. The record is from RefSeq and is a predicted model, not a curated record. Gene Ontology annotation, cellular component: lysosome. Bases 1 to 609 code for a protein of 202 amino acids. Lineage: Eukaryota; Viridiplantae; Streptophyta; Magnoliopsida; Fabales; Fabaceae. The transcript is spliced from 3 exons. Gene Ontology annotation, molecular function: cysteine-type endopeptidase activity.
AUGGCUUUCUUGGCUUCUCAAGUCACAUGUCGCACUCUCCAAGAUGCAUCCAUGUAUGAGAGGCACGAGGAAUGGAUGAGUUGUUAUGGCAAGGUGUAUAAGGACCCUCGGGAACGGGAAAAGCGUUUCAGGAUAUUCAAGGAAAAUAUGAAUUACAUUGAAACCUCCAAGAAUGCCGCCAUUAAACCUUACAAGCUAGUCAUUAAUCAAUUUGCAGACCUCAACAACGAGGAGUUCAUUGCACCCAAAAAUAUAUUCAAGGGGAUGAUCCUUUGUCGAUUUUGUUGGGCGUUUUAUGAUGUUGCUUCGACUGAAGGAAUUCUUGCACUGACGGCUGGAAAAUUGAUCUCUUUGUCAGAACAAGAACUUGUUGAUUGUGACACAGAGGGUGUGGACCAAGGUUGUGAGGGUGGCCUUAUGGAUGAUGCUUUCAAAUUCAUCAUUCAAAAUCAUGGAGUCAAGAUGCCAAUUACCCUUAUAAGGGUGUUGAUGGAAAAUGCAAUGCAAAUGAAGAAGCCAACCCUGCUGCUACUAUUACUGGUUUCACUGGCAUGUGGUGUUGUCUUAGGGACUUUCUCAAGAAUCAGUGUAACAUGUUACAGUAGUUAA